Molecule: messenger RNA, 5538 nt
Organism: Beauveria bassiana ARSEF 2860
Lineage: Eukaryota; Fungi; Ascomycota; Sordariomycetes; Hypocreales; Cordycipitaceae
Product: AT hook domain-containing protein
Exons: 3
Coding region: 1-5538 (1845 amino acids)
Biological process (GO): replication-born double-strand break repair via sister chromatid exchange; establishment of mitotic sister chromatid cohesion; regulation of gene expression
Cellular component (GO): Scc2-Scc4 cohesin loading complex
Molecular function (GO): chromatin binding
Source: RefSeq, a predicted model, not a curated record
AUGAACGGUCCUCAAAAUGGCCUUAGCAGCCGACGCGAGGAGGCGAACCUAGCUGCUACGAUUUCACGGCCGUUAACUCUGCAACAAGCUCUCCCCUACUCGCCGCAGACCUCGACGGUCCCUUUCAUUCCAUACAUCAUUCCCGAUCCUUCUAUCGGCUCCGGCUCACCAGCUGAACCCGUCUCCCACUUGUUUCCUCGACAGGAGUUUGAUAAUCUGAACAGCGAGGCAGUUACUGGGCAAGAUCAACAGUCGAAGAGUAUUAAGCAAGCUGUCGACUUUGUACUUCACGAUAUGAAGCCUGCGCAGCGCACUCAAUACAACUUUCGAUCUGUCCCGCGCGGUCGACCGAAACCUGCGUCGAGAAAAUCUUGCACAGAUGGCCUCACACCUGUGACGCAGGCCGUGCAUGAACGAGUUGAGACAUACUUCAAGGCUAGCAAGAACAAUGUUAAGCCCGACAAAGCUGUUAAUGGCGCCGCCCCAUCACAUGCCCGCAAGCCGUCGCACGAUUCGGAAAAACUCCACGAAAAGACUCCCGAGAAGCCGCCCAGUAACACUUUCGAAAAUAAGACACCAAACGCGACCCGAAAUGCGGGCACAAAGCAUGUCGAAGCCGCUCAGCCGAGUUCUGCUAAAGUCGAGAUCGCUAUCACAGCUUCGAAGAACUUUGACCCGACUGCUUACGAGGAUGGCGACUCUUACAUGCAAUCCGUAGACACAAACUCGGUGCCUGCGAAAAAUGCGUCAUCUCCGCCUCUUCUCGAAGCUGAUGAGAUCAUUGUUGAUACAUCGGAGCUGGCCAGGGGCCUGCGCAUCGAGUUCCCUACCUUGAGUAAAAGAGAAGAGUAUGCCGAUGUGACAGUUGCGCCUGAUGCGCCGAACAACUUGUCAGCCCGGAGAUAUGGGAAUGGGCAAGGGGGGCAGGAUCUCAUGGGCUCUGGCCUUGAUCAGCGUCAGCGCGGAGAGGCUGCACUCGAUGCCUUAGAGUCCCAGCUUCGCAACAUCUUCUCCGCUGUUGGGUAUGCGUUCGCAAUGGAGCCAGGGUACGACCACAUCGUAAAGUUGAUGCCAGACCAAGAAGUUGCCAUGACAGCUGGAACUCAUCAAAAGCUGCACGGCGCACUGCAGAAAGCUAUCGACCUCCGAACAUUUGAUAAGGUCUCUGUGGAGAACCUGCUUCAAAUCAUCAAGCUCAGUGAAACCAGUCUCAAAUAUAUGGAUAUAAUUGAUAUCCACAUUGAUGAAAACUGGGACGAGGCGGCUGCAGAUGCAUGGGUUACACAACUCGCAGAAGUUGAAACGGCCAUGAAAGCUGCAAGAACAUGCCUUCGAAUUUUGUCCGGUGGCAGAGAAGACAAGCAGCUAUAUGUGGAAGCCAUCAUCCUUAGCUGCGUUAACCUCUGCAAAACCGUCACUGAGGAUAUCAUUAUGCCUCUGGUGGAAUUGGGAAGCAGCGGCACCGGUGCAAGCAUCUUCAAGCUUUUGUUUAAGCACAAAAAGACACUGUCAACAAUAUUUGUUACGUGUCAAAAGCUGUUUGCAUUGAUCGCAGAGUUGAUUGCCAAGAUUGAGCUUUCCGAGACCGCAAUCAAUACUCUAGAGUAUACUGCUUCGAAACUGAUAUUUGUUGACAACGCGCACGUUGAGCGCGAGUCUGUUAUCGGAGUACAAAAGUUUGACGGCAUCCGCUCAGUAGCCAUGGACAUUCUUUGCCAAAUUUUUGUUAACAAGCCUGAACAACGGCAGGGCAUCAUUGACGACAUUCUCACAUCGCUAGAAAAACUUCCAGUCGGCAAACAGAGCUCGAAGCAAUUCAAAUUAGCUGAUGGCGGUAGUAUCCAACCCGUGUCUGCCCUAAUAAUGCGGUUGAUUCAGUCGAGUUCGGGAAAGGUCGACCAGAGUGGCGAGGGUCGCCGAGCGGCAUUGUUGAAAGAUCUGGACGGAGAUGCAGAGGGGGAGCCUGCUAUCACCGAAGCAGCCUCUAGGCAAGGAAAAGCGGUAUCGUCCUUGACCAGUGAUGAUCAUGCUUCUCAACAGCAUGCAAUCGCCAUCCAAGAGCUGGACACAAUAUCAAGUCCCUUGUAUGACAUUGCUACGCGAAACGCCUCCUACGUGAUCAACUUCAUCGUGAAGAGAGCUAUUGGUUCUACGAAAUCGGGCGACACACCAUAUCGCAACUUACUGGAUCUAUUUGUGGACGACUUCACCGUGUGCCUCGACUCACCCGAUUGGCCUUGCGCCGAGCUUCUGCUGCGCCUCCUCAUGUUGCGCAUGGUGCAGCUGUUUGAGGGUCAAAAGACAGCCGUCCCUGCCAAAAAUAUGGCGUUGGAACUUCUUGGCUCCAUGAGCGCGGCUAUCUCCCGUCUGCGCUCCCAUGUCAAACGCACCGCUACCAAUUUUGAGGGAGCCGACGCAGACGAAAUGUCACGAUAUCUUGCUGAUCUUGCCAUCCAUAUUCUGGACCAAAAGGUUCAACCAGAGUAUCUAGUUGCUUGGGCAGGACCGUUUCGUGCCGUGCUUGAGUACUUGCAAAGCAGAAGCACAGAAGAUCAGCACCUGGCUAGUGCUGUAGCUUUUGUUAUCACAGACUGGGCAAACAGGACACACAUCGCGUACGAUUCUAUCAAAGAUGAAGAGAUCGAGCGAGACAGCGAGCUAGGUCGUCUGGCUUACCGUCUUAGGAAGAUGGUCGCAGAUCGCAAAUGGCUUGCUAGCGAAUAUACAUUCAAAGCAAUCAGCACCCAUCAAGCGAAGCUCGCUUUUACCAUUAUACUCCUUCGGUCGCCGCUUUGUGAGUCUUUCGGCCACAUUCUCAAUAUUCUGCUUGGUUCUAUGGCCAGCGAUCAAGCAACUGUCCGGAGCAAGAGUCUCAAGAGUAUCAACCAAGUUCUAGAGACUGACCCCUCUAUCCUGGACGGAGAUUCCAGCGUAAUUCAACUAAUCUUGGAAUGCUCAAGUGACUCUUCCACUCAGGUCAGAGACUCUGCUUUGGGAUUGCUCGGAAGCUGCAUCACGAUGCGUCCAGCUCUUGAACCAUCGUUGACGCCAAAGAUCAUCGACCGCUUCCAAGAUGCCGGCGUCGGCGUACGAAAACGUGCUAUGAAGCUCGCUCGAGACAUUUAUCUGCGCAAUAAGAAUAAGGGCUUACGCUGUGCUAUUGCGAAUGGCCUGCUUCGGCGUGUCCAGGAUCCAGACGAGGGAGUGCGCGAUCUGGCUCGCCAGAUGAUCGAGGAGGUUUGGUUUGCUCCAUUUUACUCAAACGACGGAACAGCUGCCUACCAGACUGCAAUCGCGGAGCAUGUUGCUCUCAUUAUUCAAACCGUCAAAACAGGAACCGCUACAGAAGUCCUCGACAAAGUCUUUCAAACAAUUCUUCGGCCCAAUAACAAGUCGCUAGAGGGCCCAUUUUCAGUCUGCUCGAAGCUAGUCGGCGAUAUGUUUGGGCUACUCGACAACCCAGACUCAGAAGAGUCGUCAGGGCCGUCCGGCAGAGACGCACUUCAAGUUCUCACGAUUUUUGCAAAUGCAGACCCAAAACUAUUCAAUUUUGAACAGAUUCGUCUUUUGAAACCUCAGCUUGCCAGCUUUUCCGGACAAGAAGAGCUGGCUGCGUUCCGCGCAGUUACAGUCAUAUAUAAGAGGGUACUUCCACAACUGUCUACUGUACACUCACAGUUUUUGGGAGAGGUGCGCAAGCAACUUCUCCAAGGCGUUGGGAAAAUCUCAUCCAGAGGCGCUCUCGACGACCUGAUUGCCUGUGCCAAGGUCGUUUGCGAUUUACUGAACGACUUUAGCCCAAUGGCUAACCUAGUCGCCUCCAGCUUGGUGGGUAUUCAGAAGAUUGCAACUGCCCCUCUAGACCCAAAACGUCUCAAUGUUCUCUGUGCCUACGCAAUCAUUGUCGGCAAUGUGGCAAAGCACUGUGAUCUGGAUCAGCAAAUCGAGAUAUUCAGAGCAAGAUUUCAAAAGUGGCAGGGCGACUCAGUGCCGCGUUUGAUCGUGGAUAUUGUUUCCCCCUUUACCAAUCCCAAGCAACCCCUCGAAGCCAGAAAAGCAGCACUCGAGGCCAUUGGAUUGGUAUGCCAGUCGUGGCCGCGGAACUAUGUGCUUGCAAAGGUCUAUACGGCGUUUCAGCAAGUUUUCCAGGAUCAAAUUCCCAUGCUGGAAACUAUGAUUCUUAGGUCUUUCAAGGAGUUUCUGAUGGGAGAAGAGCGACGAUCGGAGGCUUCAUCUCAAGCUGCUGCCGCUGGUGGUAAACGAGAACUCACAAUAAUGGGCGGGACCAAUUUUGAUGACGUUGCCAGCGCCACAACGCAGAGGUUCCUCAAGGACUUCACCCGCAUAGCACUUUCCAGCCAGGACGAGUACGCAUUCCUGGCUAUGGAAGUUCUGGGCAGUAUCAACCGUCAAGGCUUGACCCAUCCCAAAGAAACUGGUGUGGCUUUGAUCACGCUGGAAACAUCUGCCAACAAAAAGAUUGCGGAAUUGGCAUUUACGGAGCACAGGUCGCUGCACGAGAAGCACGAGACAGUUUUGGAGCGAGAAUAUGUUAAGGCAGUACAAUCGGCUUUCAACUACCAACGCGAUAUUGUCAAAGAUGCCCAUGGUGCUACAACAGAUCCCUUUCAAGCCAAACUGCACUUGCUGAUGGAGGUGCUCAAAAUCAGCAAGAUGAGAAACAAGCAGCGGUUUCUGGAGAAGCUUUGUUACCAGGUCGAUUUUGAUCUCAACAAGCUCAAUGCCAAGAGCGGCGUCCCGCAGCAGGUUGCCUUUGCUCGGUUCAUAGUGGACAACCUCACCUAUUUCGACUACCACACCAUGGGUGAGGUGCAUACGACGGUCAACACCAUUGAGAAGAUUGUGACUACAACGGGAGCCACUGUUGCACAAGCGAUUGAAUCUGAGAUUUUUAACAUGCGCAUGGACUUGGAUGCACCGACUGCGACCGAGGAAGCAUCAGGUGAUGCCGAAGGAGAGCCAGCCGAUCUUGCAGAAGCACCAGUGGUGGGUGCAAAUGUAGAUCCGGCAAGAUUUCGCCAGCUUGCAUCUGCGUCAGUGAUACUGCUACUACUUUGGGAGGCCCGAACCCAUUUACGAAAAUUGUACAAUAUGGGGACCAGCCGACACGACAGCAAAGCCAAGCUCCUGGCGAAGGACCUUAAUAAAACACCAACCAAAGUCCAGGGUGUACACGGAGACAAGGUCUGGGAAGAGCUCGCGGCACACGAAACGGGCUUCGAUACGCUACAAGGCAUGGGCGCAAAGUGCAAGGCCUUGAUUGAGCUGAUGAAUGUCGACAAGGAAUUUAAAGUUGCGGAAGACGAGGAGGAGGCGGACGUGGAAGCAGCAGGCACUUCCAGCGAGGGCGAUGAUGAUGGGGAGGGCGGCGAGAGAGGCCGGAAGAGAAAAGGAGCAUCUGCACCCGGCAGGCCGAAGAAGCGUCCUCGAUCAAACUCUCAGCCGCGAAAGCGAGGACGGCCGCGGCUGACUAGUAUCGAGCCGGACGACGAAGAUGGUGAUGCAUCCUGGCUUUAA